AUGCACAGUAAGAAGCAGGCUCCAGUAAAAUACUAUGUUGGAAUUGAUGUUGGGUCAGCAAGUGUUCGCGCGGCUUUGGUAGAUGAGUUUGGGACAGUAGUGGCACACGCAGAUCAGCCAAUCCAAAUUUGGGAGCCCCAGCCAGACCACUAUGAGCAAUCCUCUGCUGACAUAUGGGCAGCUUGUUGCUUGGUCACAAAGAAAGUUGUCUGUGGACUAGACGCUAGCCAGAUUCGAGGCAUUGGUUUUGAUGCUACGUGUUCCCUUGUUGUUGUGGAUAAACAGUUCCAACCUUUGGCUGUCAACUGUGAAGGACAAAACUAUAGGAAUGUUAUUAUGUGGAUGGACCAUCGUGCAGUCAGUCAAGUUGAGCGCAUCAAUGCAACGCAACACAGGGUUUUGAGCUAUGUAGGGGGAGUGAUGUCGGUGGAAAUGCAGCCACCUAAAUUGCUGUGGAUAAAGGAAAACUUGCAAGAAUCGUGCUGGGAGAAGGCAGGCUACUUCUUUGAUCUUCCGGAUUUCUUAUCUUGGAAAGCCACAGGUGUCACUGCAAGGUCCCUCUGUACAGUAGUGUGCAAAUGGACGUACACUUCGGAUGGAGGUUGGGAUGAUAGUUUCUGGAAGAUGAUUGGUUUGGAAGAUUUGGUGAAGGAUAAGUAUGAAAAAAUUGGAAACCACGUCUUGUCUCCUGGAGAGUCUGUUGGAAAAGGUCUAACGCCAGAAGCUGCAAAAGAUCUCGGUCUCCCGGAAGGGAUUGCAGUAGGAGCAUCUCUCAUUGAUGCACAUGCUGGAGGCCUAGGAGUAAUUGGAGCAGAUGUGAAAGGACAUAACCUGCCAUGUGAGAACCAGCCAAUUACAUCCCGAGUUGCUAUGAUCUGUGGAACAUCUUCGUGCCACAUGGGGGUCAGUGAAACACCCAUUUUUGUGCCUGGUGUUUGGGGACCUUAUUUCUCUGCAAUGGUACCUGGACUGUGGUUGAACGAGGGAGGUCAAAGUGCUACAGGAAAACUGAUAGAUCAUGUCGUCCGAGGCCAUGUCGCCUUCCCGGAAUUACAGUCAAAAGCUGCAGCCAGUGCUCACAGUAUAUAUACAUACUUGAACAGUCACCUGGAUCUGAUUAAGAAAUCUUUGCCUGUGGGUUUCCUCACUGUUGAUUUACAUGUUUGGCCAGAUUUCCAUGGUAACAGAUCUCCCUUAACAGAUCUGACACUAAAGGGCAUGAAAAUAAUAGUUUUACUUUGGCUGGAUUUGUACGUUUUCUUUUUGAUCUUUGUACAGGUUGUUGGACUAACAUUGUCUCGGGGUCUGGAUGAACUUGCCCUUAUCUACUUGGCCACGAUUCAAGCCAUUGCUUUAGGAACAAGACAUAUUCUGGAAACUCUGCAGGCUGCAGGACAUCAUAUCAACACGGUGUUUCUGUGCGGUGGGCUGAGCAAGAACCCUCUCUUUGUGCAGAUGCACGCUGACAUUACUGGCAAGCCUGUUGUCCUGUCCAAAGAAGUGGAGUCUGUUUUGGUGGGUGCUGCUAUUCUUGGAGCUUGUGCUUCUGGGGAUUUUGCAUCUAUACAGGAGGCCAUGGCGAAAAUGGGGAGAAUCGGGCGAGUCGUGCAGCCUAACCACGAGCAUAAAAGAUUUUAUGACAAGAAAUAUGAAGUGUUUUUGAAACUUGUGGAACAUCAGAGAGAGUAUCGCUCCAUCAUGAACAGCUUCUAAUCCAGAGGCACGUAACCUGGGAACAGCAGGGAUAACAAAUUUCCAGAUACUUACGAUGAG
Gavia stellata (red-throated loon) is the source of this 1773-nucleotide messenger RNA. RefSeq names its product FGGY carbohydrate kinase domain containing (gene FGGY). The coding region runs from base 1 to 1713 and encodes 570 amino acids. Lineage: Eukaryota; Metazoa; Chordata; Aves; Gaviiformes; Gaviidae. The transcript has 15 exons. The record is from RefSeq and is a predicted model, not a curated record. Gene Ontology annotation, biological process: carbohydrate metabolic process. Gene Ontology annotation, molecular function: phosphotransferase activity, alcohol group as acceptor; kinase activity.